AUGGAAAGUGAUCUCGGAUACAGCAUCGUCAUUCAUUGGUGGCCCACAACAAGUGAUCAACUCAAUCGCGCAUCAAGUUGGCGGACAAUUCAAUAUCAAGUACUCAAUGUACAUUAUAUCUUGCAAUGCUACGACAACCGCUCCAGAUAUCACGCUCGAAAUCGGCAAUCACAACUACAUGAUCCCGGCACUUUGAGAAUUGAUGAGGCUACAAAAUACAUCAUUCCAUCCGGAAAGCCGAAUCUUUGCUUCAUGAACUUUGUCAACUACAAUGCACAGCCUUUCAAGCCCCAGUGGUUCAUCGGAACUCCACUUAUGCGACAAUACUGCCAUUUCUAUGAUGUCUCCAAGCAAAGACUUGGCUUUGCCAUCCCGAAAACGAAAAGCUCAAAAAAA
Messenger RNA from Mesorhabditis belari, 396 nucleotides. Lineage: Eukaryota; Metazoa; Nematoda; Chromadorea; Rhabditida; Rhabditidae. The record is from the annotation of a GenBank genome assembly.